Messenger RNA from Penicillium odoratum, 1296 nucleotides. Its product is annotated as NCBP3 domain-containing protein. NCBI's taxonomy places the organism in Eukaryota, Fungi, Ascomycota, Eurotiomycetes, Eurotiales, Aspergillaceae. The coding region runs from base 1 to 1296 and encodes 431 amino acids. Gene Ontology annotation, cellular component: cytosol; nucleus. The record is from RefSeq and is a predicted model, not a curated record. The transcript has 2 exons. Gene Ontology annotation, molecular function: RNA 7-methylguanosine cap binding; mRNA binding.
AUGUCGGACACAGCGAACCAGGCAAUGGCUGAUGCCACCAUUGAUAUCGACAUGGAUCUCGAUCUGGGACUGGAGCCUGAACCGGAACCUGAACCCGAGCUCAUCCAAACUGAGACUACCAUUCAGGACACUAUCAUCGAACCGCCUACGGAUGAAGCAGUAUAUGAAAAAGUUCACGUGCGCGGCGUGGACGAAUUAUCCACCGAGGACAUCAAGAAAUUCGCGACCAGCCACUUCGAGCACGAGGCACCUACACGCGUUGAAUGGAUCGAUGACACCUCGGCUAACCUCAUAUACUCUUCCACCGAUGUGGGCCUUCAAGCCCUCUUGGCCCUGACUCAGGUCAACGACGCAGAAGAUGCCUCCGCCCUACCACCCCUUCGUCUUCGGUCAGCCAAACCCAUCGCAAGUCACCCGGACUCUGUCUUGCAAGUAAGAUCCGCCGUCAAGUCAGACCGCAAGCAGGCACGUUCGUACGAAAAGAGUCGCUUUUACCUUAUGCACCCCGAACACGACCCCCGCGAACGUCUGCGCGAGGAGCUUGCGGAGAGAAGACAAAAUGACGGCGAUUACAGGCGCAAUCGAUUUGACGAUCGGGAAUUACGUCGACGAAGGGAUCGCGACGGCGAUGAAAAUUUCAGCGCCAACAUGUACGAUGAUCAACCUGAGAGCCACUCGGGGCCAGGGCGUGGCCGUCCCGACCGAAGACAGCGAGGACCGCGAGAACUGUUCCCAACAGACGACCGAGCAUCUGGACGACUCCGCAAUCGCAGUGCCUCCCCUGGCAGAGAUACUCUUGAGGAAGGAAGCCAUGUCGAUCGAAACCCCGACACUCGUAGAAGGUUCCGUGAACGAUCGCCCCAACUUGCUCAAAACAAAGGCAAGGAGCUUUUCCCAUCCGAAUCUGGCACCCGUGAACUGUUUCCCAACAAGCCUGCAUCGAGUUAUAUCAAAAAGGAACUCUUCCCCAGCAAAGCGAGUGGUCACCGUCGAUCUGAUGCGUUCGAUGCUGCAGACGAGACUCCGGAUCUUCUGGGACGGAGAAUCACCGCCCCCCUUGGCCAUGCUGGUCCCGACCACCGGAUCCGCGGAAUAGCGAACGAGGAUCAAGGCUUUGCGAUUCGAGGCAGCGCCGGCAUCUCGAUCAAAGGACGAGGCGCAUCAGUUCGUGAACUGUUUCCAUCCAAGUACGACAGUCAGGUGGGACAAUCAGCCAAUGCAGGGAAAGAGCUUUUCUCUGAUACUCUGGAGGGACGUGGAGGACGUCGGCGGAGAGCAGAGGACAUGAUGAAUUAA